This is a messenger RNA of Acaulospora colombiana, 140 nucleotides long. The record is from the annotation of a GenBank genome assembly. NCBI's taxonomy places the organism in Eukaryota, Fungi, Glomeromycota, Glomeromycetes, Diversisporales, Acaulosporaceae.
AUGGCCGAGGCGGAAUGUGAUGAGUGGCAAUCGCGAACGGCUGACAAUCGGGACCUUACUUGUGAAAUAAACGGAUAUAUAGUCGUAGCGGUCAUUGGUUCUGCAAGAAGCAACAGCAGCAGGACGCCUGAGGGGAACGG